AUGGAAUUCAGUGUCGGAUUCAAUGAAAACAGUGCGAAAAAAAUAAAAAACGUCAUCUUUGUUGAGAGAACGGUACGAGUGAACUUCGAGAAUGGCCCUUCGAUUCCCUUUGAAGACUGUUGGCUCAGAGACCAUUGCAGAUGUACACAAUGCUAUCACGCGAAUACGUUCCAGAGAGCUAAACACAUUUUAGAACUGCCCGAUUCGAAGAUACUUACAUUACAAUUCGAUAAGAACAGUCUAACAAUUGAAUGGGACGAUAAGCACACUACAGAAUUCACAGCGGACUUUCUGUCGCAAUUCGAUUAUAAAACUUGGAAAAAUAAUCGCAGAUUGAAGCCUAGAUUGUGGCGCGGCUGUAACGUUGCUGACAGAAUAGCUAAAGUACACGUUGAUAAGUUUCUUGACUCUGACGACAGUUCAAAGGAAGUAUUUCAAUCGCUUCUUGACUAUGGCGUUGCCUUUAUAACUGGUGUGCAACCAAGCGCGGAAGCUACAGAAACAGUGUGCAAAGCUUUAGGAGGAAUUCAACACACUAUUUUUGGUGCUACAUGGGAAUUCACCACAGUUGCUGAUCACGCCGACACGGCCUAUACCAAUCUACCUUUGGCUGCGCAUAAUGAUAAUAUUUAUUGGACUGAAGCGGCUGGCCUCCAAAUCCUUCACUGCAUAGAACAUACAAACGGUACGGGCGGUGAAACUAUUCUUGUUGACGGCUUCUACGGAGCGACUUGUCUGAAGGAAGAUCACCCGGAGGAUUAUGAAUUCCUAACAACAUAUGAGAUUGAGGGCGAAUAUAUAGAAAAUCGUCAUCAUUUCACGCAUAGCGCACCUGUUAUCCAAAUCGACAAGAAUACUGAAGACAUUAAACAAAUAAGAUUCAAUGUAUACGAUAGAUCAGCUAUGGCAUUCAGGAGUGGCAGGGACUGUCGGCUCUACUAUCGUUCCUUGAAAAAUCUAGCUCGGUAUUACGAAAAUAAAGAAAACCAAUGGAUAUUCAAAUUAGUUCCAGGUCUUGUGAUGGUAAUAGACAACUUCAGAUUGCUUCACGGUAGAAACGGUUUCACUGGAAGGCGGGUGCUGUGCGGUGCGUAUGUGUCGCGCUCUGACUGGCUGGACAAAGCUCGGUCGUUAAAUCUCAUUCAAUAA
This is a messenger RNA of Bombyx mandarina (wild silkworm), 1149 nucleotides long. RefSeq names its product Trimethyllysine hydroxylase (gene Tmlh). Gene Ontology annotation, molecular function: trimethyllysine dioxygenase activity; iron ion binding. The record is from RefSeq and is a predicted model, not a curated record. Gene Ontology annotation, biological process: carnitine biosynthetic process. Gene Ontology annotation, cellular component: mitochondrion. Lineage: Eukaryota; Metazoa; Arthropoda; Insecta; Lepidoptera; Bombycidae.